Molecule: messenger RNA, 4363 nt
Organism: Pocillopora verrucosa
Lineage: Eukaryota; Metazoa; Cnidaria; Anthozoa; Scleractinia; Pocilloporidae
Product: protein transport protein Sec24C-like
Biological process (GO): endoplasmic reticulum to Golgi vesicle-mediated transport; COPII-coated vesicle cargo loading; intracellular protein transport
Cellular component (GO): endoplasmic reticulum exit site; COPII vesicle coat
Molecular function (GO): zinc ion binding; SNARE binding
Source: RefSeq, a predicted model, not a curated record
GUAUCUACUUUUCUACGUGGCAUAUAAUGUCUUGUACUGAGAUGCGAAACUAGUGGAACGUUUCGCCUUGUGAAAAAAAGUUUGUGCACUUAAUUGUAAAAUUUAGUACUUGUACUGCCUCCAAGAGGCCAUUCCUUUAAUUUGGUGAAGUCAUAUCUGCGUAAAACGUUUUAUACGGCGCGUAAGAAAUGAUGAAUCAACGUCCUCCUAUGACAGGUCAAAGGAAUAUGCCAUUCGAUGGGCCAGCAAAGGGUGUGGGAGAUAAUUUUAUGGCAAAUGCAGGCAGUUUUCCUCCUCAUCAAGGUCCAUCUAACGCAAUGGCGAAUGGCCCUCAACAAGUCCAGAUGAAUGGUGUGAGUUCCCAACAGGAUCCCAAUCGAUAUCAUCCCGGUUAUUAUCAACAACCAAAGCAGCCACUUCCUCCUAAGGCUGGUGACCAGUUUCAAGGUUCCCCUAUGCAACAACCAAAUCAGCGACUUUCACCCUCUCCUCACCAGCCAAUUAAUUCUUCACCUACCCCUCCUGAUCAACAGAAGCAACAGUUCCCUCCUGUUUCCCAGCAUCAACAGCCCCCUAAGCCUGGAGAGUUACCUCAGCAACAACAACCACAGUCAAGACCCCCACAACAGCAGCAGCCACAGAGACCUGGAGGCUUCCCAUACCAGCAGACACAAUCACAACCAGGGGGUCCCUCUCCUUAUCAACAGCCUCAGAGACCUGGAAUGCCCCCUCAGCCUUUAAGACCAAUGGCACCCACUCAAGGGCAACAGCCACCAAGGCCAGGUGGAGGAAAUCCAGCUCAGCGGUAUCCACCUCUGCCACAAGGACAUACUUCUGGACAUCAGCAUCAACAGAUGACUCAGCAAAUGAGCAACUUGAAUAUCACUAGUUCCCAAAGCCAACCAUCAUCAUCUCAACAAGCAAACUUAGGAAGCUGGCCUCCCCAGCCAAGUACCACGCAAGUACCAUUUGGUGGAACACCAACAACAGCCCCUCAGCCAUCAUACUUGGGUUCCCAGAUGCAACAACCCACAAAUCGACCUCCUGGCCCUCCAACAAUGCCCAGUAUGCCACCAAUGACCCAGCCUGGUUUCCCCCCUCAAACCUCUUCAGGUGCACCUCCUAUGGGAGGCAUGACCCAACCCCCGAUGGGUAGACACAAUGCCACGCAAAUGCAGCCAAUGCCAGGUUCAUACCCUGGUCCCCAGGUUAGUAUGUCAGGUCCUUCUUUUAGUGGUUCUGGAAGUGCUGGACUGACAAGCUUGUCAGGACCAACGCUCAGCCAGGCUGCACCUCCUAGUGGGUCUUCUGGUGCUGGGAUGUCACAUAGUGCCUUGCAUAGUGGUCGGCGCAUGUACCCAGGUCAUGCACCUUCUCAGAGUCCUGUGCAGAAUCAGCCAUCAGGUGGAACUACAGGAAUGGCAUCACAUACAGGCCAGUCAAUGUAUCCUGGGGCACCAACUAUGGGAGGAAUGCCACCAACAGGUCCAGGGCAGCAUGGAAUGGGACAUCCUACACCAAUGAAUGCUCCAAUGCAGCAACAGAGAAGAAUUGAUCCUGAUCAGAUGCCCAGCCCAAUCCAAGUGAUGAAAGAUGACAACGAUGCAUACAAAGACUCACCAUACCUCACAAGUACAAGAGGUAGAACUCCUCCACUGGUUACCAGCAACUUUGUUGUACAGGAUGAUGGAAACUGCAGUCCUCGUUUCAUGAGGAGUACUAUGUAUAAUAUACCAUGUAACAAAGAUUUACUGCAAGCCUCUAGCAUACCCUUGGCAACAGUUAUAACCCCAUUUGCUGAACCAGGCCCUUCAGAGCAAUCCCUUCGCAUCAUGGACUACAGCCCCACAGGACCUGUGCGAUGUAAUCGAUGUAAGGCAUACAUGAACCCCUUCGUACAAUUUGUUGAUGGUGGAAGAAGAUUUAUGUGCAAUAUCUGUUCCUACUCAUCAGAAGUUCCAGCAGAAUACUUCUGUCAUCUAGACCACCAGGGAAUGAGACUCGAUGUCUAUGAAAGACCUGAACUUCAUCUUGGAUCCUAUGAAUUUGUAGCCACUAAAGAUUAUUGUAAGGAUCAAAAGAUGCCUGGUGCUCCUGCAUAUGUAUUCAUGAUUGAUGUGUCAUAUCAAAGUAUGCAGUGUGGGAUGGUUAGAAUGCUCAUGAAAGAACUUAAAGAGGUCUUGGAUGUCUUACCCAAAGAGCAUGGCCAAGAAGCCUCAUCAGUCAGAGUUGGAUUUGUAACAUACAGCAAUCAUUUGCAUUUCUACAAUGUUAAGGGCAACCUAGCACAGCCGCAAAUGAUGGUGGUGUCAGAUAUUGAAGAUGUAUUUGUGCCCCUAGUUGAUGGCUUUUUAGUGAGUCCUCAGGAAGCAAGGACUGUGAUUGAUAGCCUUCUGGUGCAAAUUCCUUUAAUGUUUGGAGAAACAAGGGAAACAGAGACAGUGUUAGGUCCAGUUAUCCAAGCUGGAAUGGAAGCUUUGAAGGCCGCUGGUAUUUCAGGUAAACUGUUCGUUUUCCACUCAUCUCUGCCCAUUUCAGAGGCGCCUGGAAAAUUAAAGAACAGAGAGGACAGAAAACUUCUUGGCUCUGAAAAAGAGAAGGCAAUACUUACACCUCAGAACACCUUUUAUGAGAAACUUGCCAAAGACUGUGUUGCAAAUGGCGUGGGAGUGGAUCUGUUUUUGUUCCCCAAUGCCUAUAUUGACGUUGCAACGAUUGGAUCAGUGGCUACUCUUACAGGCGGACAGAUCUACAGAUAUUCCUACUUCAAGGAGGCGACACACGGAGAACAGUUCCGUGGAGAUCUCAAGAGGAACCUUGAACGUAAUGUUGGUUUUGAUGCUGUCAUGAGACUGAGAUGCAGCACAGGGCUUCGGCCGGUUGAUUUCUGGGGCAACUGUUACAUGAACAACACGACAGAUGUAGAGCUUGCUGUCAUCGAUCCACACAAGGCGAUUGCCAUUGAAAUCAAACACGAUGACAAACUUCCCGAGGAGGGCCAGGCGUAUUUCCAGUGUGCGUUACUCUAUACAUCUGUCAGUGGACAGCGGCGUUUAAGAAUUCACAACUUGGCCUUCUCUACCUGUACGCAGUUAUCAGAUUUAUUCCGUUGUUGUGAGAUGGAUACCUUCGUCAAUGUUGCAUCAAAACAAGCGAUCAGAGAAGUAUACACGUCGACGCCCAAAGCGAUCAGAGAAAACCUGAUGAAUCAAUGUGCACAGAUCUUGGCCUGUUACAGAAGAAACUGUGCUUCACCGUCAUCUGCUGGUCAGUUGAUACUUCCAGAGUGUAUGAAAUUAUUGCCGCUUUAUACGAACUGUAUUUUAAAGAAUGACAUUCUCCUAGGAGGUUCAGAGAUGAGUUCUGAUGACCGUAGUUGGUUGAUGAGAACGGUCAUGUCAAUGGAUCAGGCUGCAUCUGUACCUUACUUCUAUCCAAGACUUUUUGCAUUGCAUGAUCUGAAAGAGGAGUCGUCGGGUCUACCGGCAGUGAUCAGAUGUUCUGCUGAUCGAAUGUCAGAGAAUGGUGUUUACCUGCUGGAAAAUGGAAUAUCCCUGUUUUUGUGGAUUGGACUUCAAGUUGACCCCAACUGGCUCCACCAAGUUUUUGGAGUUCAAACAAUCGGACAAGUCGACAUUGAAAUGACUUCACUUCCAGUCCUUGAUAAUCCUCUCUCUACUCGCUUAAAUGAAAUCAUUCGACUGAUUCAGAACCAGAGACAGCAUUACCUCAAGUUAACCGUCGUACGACAACGCGACAAGCUCGAAGGAUGGUUCAAACAUUUCUUGGUGGAAGACAAAGGUGUUAACCCAGUGGCUCAUAGCUAUGUGGACUUCCUUUGCCAGAUGCACAAGGAGAUCAGAAAUCUGAUGAACUAAGCAAAACUCCAACGACAACAAGAACCUAUCAACAUACCGUGAAGAGAGCGUCAAAAUGGACAUUUCUUCUUUGACCAACGUUACUUUUCGUAGCUGCUCAGAACGACUUCUUUGCCAAGUGUCCAUAAUAAGCGUUUUAAGUGACUGUGAAAAACCAAACGGGAACUGCGAAACGUCUGACAGAGGUCUAUAUUCAUAUUGUAACAUUUGAAUUGUAUACACAGAGUUUAGUUUUUAAAAAAUCAAAACUGAAUGUCACAGGCAGUUUCAUAUGUCGUUACUUGGCGUUCUGUUAGGCGACAUAUGACUCACGAAAGUCAAUUUUGUUUCAAAUGUUCUUGAUAAAGUUGACAGGAAUGGUACUUAUGAGUUGUUUCUUGGCAGUAAAAUGAAACAUAACAACUCCAAAAAUCUAUGCAAUUGUUCCAAAGUAAUUAUCAGUUGUUUUCUUACACUUAUAGAUUAAAACAAACUUGGUGAACAAA